AUGAAUAAUCCUACAAUAACAGAACAACUUCAAGGAUUUCCCAUUUUCCAAAUGGUGAUAGUGGGCUUACUCCGACUAUCUGAACCUAUUGCAUUUGCAAGUUAUUUAAGCUACAUUUUCUUUAUGAUUAAAAGUUUUAGAAUCGCCAAAAAUGAUGCAGAUGUCUCCCGAUACAGUGGUUAUUUGGCGUCAGCGUUUGCUUUUAGUCAGUUUUUGAGCUCUGUGAAGUGGGGUAAAGCAUCUGACAAGUAUGGAAGGAAGCCAAUUAUCCUUUUAGGUUGUCUCGGUACCGCUAUUUCGAUGAUUGUAUUUGGCUUCAGUACCAACUUUUAUAUGGCAUGUGCUGCGAGGGUUAUGAUGGGGCUCUUAAAUGGAAAUGUUUCCAUUAUGAGAACAACGGUCGGGGAGAUAGCUAUUGAGAAACGUCACCAAGGGAUAGCGUUUUCUAAUUUGAGCUUGUUGUGGAGUCUUGGUAAAUGUAUUGGAGCAUACAUUGCUGGAAAGUUAACUGAUGUUGAUCAUUUUAGGAACUAUAGACGUGACGAGGAGAAGGUCCAUCACUCGGACUUUUUAUUCAAGAAGUUCCCUUUUGCGUUCUCCAAUAUUGUCAUUUCAUCAUUGAUUCUAUGCUUCAUUGUUCUUGGAUGGUUGUUUCUUGAAGAGACAAAUGAAAAGGUGAGGCAUAAGCGGGAUCGAGGUUUGGAAAUAGGUGAUGCCAUACGCAGGUUACUAGGCUUUGAAGUGCCUGAUCGACCAUGGAAAAUGGUCAAAUCAGAGGACAGUGAGUUUUUGAUGCAUGAUAAUUCCUUGCGGGAUGAUUCAGAAGAUGAUGAAAAUGAGACAUACGAAUUACAACUGCUAAAUUCUAACGAAGACCGCACCCUUAAACAAGAAACUGAUAUUGCGCUCUUCACGUGGCCAAUAAUUUACCGCAUCUUUUGUAAUUUUCUAUUGUCAUUUUGCAAUGUCAUCUACACUGAGUUUCUUCCCAUAUUAUUGUCAAAAUCAAUUGAUGUAGAGUCUUUGAAAUUUCCAAUCCACAGCCGAGGGGGAUUUGGCUACAGUACUGAAGCUGUUGGUAAACUUCUUUCCAUUACUGGAAUUACUGGAGUAAUUUUUGUCAGCUUGCUAUUUCCUAUAAUCAACAAAUAUUUUUCACUUAUGACUGCUUUCAGAUCUGGUGUUGGUUUUGUCCCGCUUAUAUCAUUUACUUUACCAUUGAUCAUUUUCACAAUUCCAGAGUAUAAUCCCUUAUUCCACCUGCACGCCACAACAACUGCUCUACUCUACCUAAACACCUUUUUGUCCUCAUUCGUCGGUUCAAUUUCAUUUCUGCAAAUGACGCUUUUAAUCCACCGUGCGUCGCCAAAACAACACAGAGCAGUCAUCAAUGGUUAUACAAUCUCAUUUACUGCAUUUGCACGCUUUCUAUCCCCUCUCAUUUGGGGUUGGAUUAUGUCCCUAUGCGACACACACGGAGUUGGAGUUAUUGCUUGGUGGUUACUUGGAGCUAUCUACUUUGUAGUGUUUCUGUUUACGUUUCUUCUAAGUGAGGCUGAUGAACAGGAGUUUUAG
Molecule: messenger RNA, 1575 nt
Organism: Lodderomyces orthopsilosis Co 90-125
Lineage: Eukaryota; Fungi; Ascomycota; Pichiomycetes; Serinales; Debaryomycetaceae
Product: MFS transporter
Exons: 1
Coding region: 1-1575 (524 amino acids)
Biological process (GO): transmembrane transport
Molecular function (GO): transmembrane transporter activity
Source: RefSeq, a predicted model, not a curated record